AUGCAGUUGGAAAUCCCAGAAUGCAGACGUUGUUGCUGCUUUAUUCCACUUCGGUACGGAAUCAUCGUGUUUGGAUAUGUAAAUUUGAUAUUCUCACUCCUGACCCUAGGAGUAGAGAUAUGGCUAUUAACAGGCGAUAAGGAUAUGGAGCACACGAUGACGCUGUAUAGAGGCGCGUCGUUCGUCACACAGGCGUGGCUUCCUGUCAUACUGUAUUUGCUGGAAGCCAUCUUUGAAGUUGUACUUCUUGUCGGUGCUCAUUUGAAAAAUCCACGUUUACUUCGAGUCUAUUAUUACUAUGGAAUAACAACCACUUCAGCUAUGGCUUCAGUGGUGUUAUUCCUGAUGGUGAGACAUUAUGAAGCACUCUAUGACUGGAAUGCUGCCUUGUUCGAAGGAUGUUUUAUGUUCUGUGGAUUUGCGCUGCAGAUUUAUCUUCUGAUGUUAAUAAGAACGGAGUUGAAAAAGUUAAAACAGAAAAGUCAGUUGAGUUUCAUCAACCAUGUUGCAGAAGUUGUUGUGGUCGCUCCUCAAGGAGGAGUAGGAAGGAAUCCUUUUUAA
Messenger RNA from Parnassius mnemosyne (clouded apollo), 561 nucleotides. The record is from the annotation of a GenBank genome assembly. Lineage: Eukaryota; Metazoa; Arthropoda; Insecta; Lepidoptera; Papilionidae.